GAGCCUACAACAUCUUCCUUGUCUUUGUUUCUCGUGUCACCGAUUAGAUCGAAAAAAUGAGUUGGUGGUGGGCUGGCGCCAUCGGAGCUGCCAAGAAGAAGUUCGACGACGAUGAACCUACAACACAAACCUACGAGAGCGUCGCACUAAUCAUCGGCGUCACCGGAAUCGUCGGAAACAGCCUCGCCGAGAUCCUCCCUCUCUCCGACACACCAGGCGGUCCAUGGAAAGUCUACGGCGUCGCUCGCCGUCCUCGUCCCUCCUGGAACUCCGAUCACCCCAUCGAUUACAUCCAGUGCGACGUCUCGAACCCCGAUGACGUCAGAUCCAAGCUGUCACCAUUAACCGACGUCACACACGUCUUCUACGUCACCUGGACAAACCGCUCCUCCGAGAAAGAGAAUUGCGAAGCCAACGGAACUAUGCUCCGUAACGUCCUCCGUGUAGUUAUCCCGAACGCGCGGAAUCUCCGACACGUUUGUCUCCAGACAGGGACGAAACACUACAUCGGUCCCUUUAGUGGUCUUGAGACGACUCAGUAUCAUGAUCCUCCGUUUACUGAGGAUAUGCCGAGGUUGAAGAUUGAGAAUUUUUAUUACACGCUUGAGGAUGUUCUGUUUGAAGAGAUUAAGAAGAAAGAGAGUGUUUCUUGGUCUGUGCAUAGACCGAACACUAUCUUCGGUUUCUCUCCUUAUAGUUUAAUGAACAUUGUGGGGACUUUAUGUGUCUACGCAGCGAUUUGUAAGCACGAAGGUUCUAAGCUGAUCUUCCCUGGGAGCAAGAAGGCGUGGGAAGGUUUCAGUACAGCUUCUGAUGCGGAUUUGAUCGCUGAGCAGCAGAUUUGGGCUGCGGUUGAUCCGUACGCGAAAAACGAGGCGUUUAACUGCAACAAUGAUGAUGUGUUCAAGUGGAAACAUCUGUGGAAGGUUCUUGCGGAGCAGUUUGGGAUAGAGGAGUAUGGGUUUGAGGAAGGGAGGAAUUUGGGUUUGGUGGAGAUGAUGAAAGGGAAAGAGAGGGUGUGGGAAGAGAUGGUUAAGGAGUAUCAGUUGGUGGAGAAGAAGCUUGAUGAAGUUGGUGUGUGGUGGUUUGUUGAUGUGAUACUUGGUGUUGAAGGGAUGAUUGAUAGUAUGAACAAGAGUAAAGAACAUGGGUUUCUUGGUUUCAGGAACUCUAACAACUCUUUUGUAUCUUGGAUUGAUAAGUACAAGGCUUUCAAGAUCGUGCCUUGA
Molecule: messenger RNA, 1229 nt
Organism: Eruca vesicaria subsp. sativa (arugula)
Lineage: Eukaryota; Viridiplantae; Streptophyta; Magnoliopsida; Brassicales; Brassicaceae
Source: the annotation of a GenBank genome assembly